CCCCGACCGUGCAGCUGGGCCACCGCGCGCUGCCGGGCACAGGUCGGGAUGCGCCGCCGCCUCUGGCUGGGCCUGGCCUGGCUGCUGCUGGCGCGGGCACCGGGUGCCCCGGGCGGGUACCCGCAUCUGGAGGGCGACGUGCGCUGGCGCCGCCUCUUCUCCUCCACCCACUUCUUCCUGCGAGUGGACCCCGGUGGCCGGGUGCAGGGGACGCGCUGGCGGCACGGCCAGGACAGUAUUGUUGAGAUCCGCUCUGUCCGUGUGGGCACUGUGGUGAUCAAGGCUGUGUACUCAGGCUUCUACGUGGCCAUGAAUCGCAGGGGACGCCUCUACGGGACGGUUCCGGGAACGCAUCGAGGAGAACGGUUACAACACAUACGCCUCACGACAAUGGCGACACCGCGGACGACCUAUGUUCCUGGCGCUGGAUGGCCAGGGCGUUCCCCGGCAAGGCGGGCGGACACGGCGUCACCAGCUGUCCACACACUUCCUGCCAGUGCUGGUCUCAUCUUGAAGGGCUUGCUGAUGGUUGAGGAGGCAUGGGCAGCGGAGGAGGCCUGGAAGAUCUGGAGUGCGGCGGCAAGGGGCCCAGGCCAGAGAUCCUUAGGUCACAAGCUGGGUGUCUGCUGGCUGCCAGGCAUGGAAGUAUGGCAGGGUCCCUCAGGCGAGGCCACUCUCAGGGGGAGACACAAAACUGGCAGUUUCCAUCCAUCUGGUUUGGAGGUGAGGACAUGGCCAGGCUCGGCUUGACAUGUGCUCUGGGCACAGCACGGAGAGGUUUGGAGAUGGGGACGCACCAGGUGGAGGAGGAAAAUAAAGACAGGAUCAGGGAGGGCGGACACGUUGUGGAGGGCAUGGCCCAGGUUGGCGGUAACAGCGACACAGACCUGUGCCAUGUGGUCAGAGUAGGGAGGGGCUGGAGCUGAGAACACCUGCUCUUCCAGGGGGGCUGAGCUUAGUUCUCCCACAAGGUCAUUCACAAUCACGUCUACGUCCCACUCCAGAGGAUCCAACUUCCUUUUCUGGCCUCUACAAGCACCUGUACUCAAGUGCACAUAACUUGCUCCCCAUACACAUAAAAAGAUACACACACACACUUUUUUUUUUUUUUCUU
Messenger RNA from Onychomys torridus (southern grasshopper mouse), 1114 nucleotides. It is a transcript of the gene Fgf22, whose product is annotated as fibroblast growth factor 22. Gene Ontology annotation, cellular component: cytoplasm. NCBI's taxonomy places the organism in Eukaryota, Metazoa, Chordata, Mammalia, Rodentia, Cricetidae. Bases 49 to 750 code for a protein of 233 amino acids. Gene Ontology annotation, biological process: regulation of cell migration; cell differentiation; positive regulation of gene expression. Gene Ontology annotation, molecular function: fibroblast growth factor receptor binding; growth factor activity. The record is from RefSeq and is a predicted model, not a curated record. The transcript is spliced from 3 exons.